CCAGUUCCGGAAUUAAAUAUUGCGAUCACGUGAUGUACAAAAUGGUAGACGAAACGAAAACAUGCUGAUUGUGUUUGCUAUUUGUUAAUAAUGGGUAAAUCAUAUAGACAGAAGAAUCACGGUGGACAGUCUGAUAACAAGAGAAAAGAAAGACAAAAAGAUCGACAAAAGUCGGAAAUUGAAUUUCUUCCAGAUGCAGAAGAUGGAUAUGCUUAUGGGUUUCAAGGGAAUCAAGAUGGAAAUGUAACCAAUGAUCAAGUGGAAUUUAAGUUUCCAUGUCCGUUGGCCAUGUGGGAUCUGGAACACUGUGAUCCUAAAAAAUGUUCUGGCAGAAAAUUAAGCAGAUUUGGAUUGGUCCGUACUCUGAAGCUGAAGCAGAAAUUUGGUGGUCUCAUACUAAGUCCUAUGGGACAAAAGUGUGUUUCACCAGAAGACAGAGAUAUUAUAACACAACAUGGCCUUGCUGUUGUUGAUUGUUCCUGGAACAAGUUAGAGGAGACACCAUUUGCAAAGAUGAAAGGAGGGUAUCCUCGACUUCUUCCAUACCUUGUUGCAACAAAUCCGGUUAAUUAUGGUCGUCCAUGCAAAUUAUCAUGUGUUGAAGCUUUUGCUGCAGCAUUUUAUCUUACAGGAUACAAAGAUCUGGGUUCCAGACUGCUGGAUAGGUUCAAAUGGGGUCAUAAUUUUUAUGAAGUUAAUGAAGAAUUAUUAGAGAAAUAUUUAGCUUGUAAAAAUAGCAUAGAAGUAGUAGCUGCCCAAGAUGCCUAUCUUCAACAGAUAACGAAAGAAUCAGAGGAAAGGAAAUUAGAAGAUCUGACAGAUAUAGAUAUGAGUUUAGAUGGGUAUAAUCCAAACAGAUGUCAAUGGCCUCCAUCAGAGAGUUCAGAAGAAGAAAGCAGUGAAGAAGAAUCUGAAGAAGAACAGGAUCAUGAAGGCAGUAAAAAUUCUGACAGUGACCCAGAAACUAAACAUAGUAUUAGUGAAACCAAUGAUAGUGUGAAAUUAUUAACAGAAAAUUCAAAUGAUAAUUCUGAUGAAAAUUGUGUUGAAAAUAGUAAUACUGCCGAUACUGAAAAAAAUGUACAGGCAAAUUUGAAUAAGUUGACUUUGAAUGAUGAUUUAUAGUAAAAUUGUAAAUUAGUGCAAUAAAUUAUUUGAAUU
Mytilus trossulus (common blue mussel) is the source of this 1161-nucleotide messenger RNA. Its product is annotated as 18S rRNA aminocarboxypropyltransferase-like. The transcript has 6 exons. The coding region runs from base 91 to 1125 and encodes 344 amino acids. Lineage: Eukaryota; Metazoa; Mollusca; Bivalvia; Mytilida; Mytilidae. The record is from RefSeq and is a predicted model, not a curated record. Gene Ontology annotation, biological process: maturation of SSU-rRNA. Gene Ontology annotation, molecular function: rRNA small subunit aminocarboxypropyltransferase activity.